Molecule: messenger RNA, 2040 nt
Organism: Talaromyces rugulosus
Lineage: Eukaryota; Fungi; Ascomycota; Eurotiomycetes; Eurotiales; Trichocomaceae
Exons: 3
Coding region: 1-2040 (679 amino acids)
Biological process (GO): transmembrane transport
Cellular component (GO): membrane
Molecular function (GO): transmembrane transporter activity; trans-aconitate 2-methyltransferase activity
Source: RefSeq, a predicted model, not a curated record
AUGACAUCUCUCCGCCCCGUGGCCUUUCUUCACCUGGCCCGACGUGCUCCCCGCUCAACACCGGCAUUGCUGUCCUCGCGCACCAUGGCAUCGUACCGCCAGGCCAAAGACUGGAGCGCAGACCAGUAUCUCAAGUUCGCCGAAGAGCGCACACGUCCGGCGCGCGACCUCCUGGCCCAGAUCCGCGCAGAAGCGCCGCAGCGCGUCGUCGACCUGGGAUGCGGCCCUGGCAACUCGACCCAAGUGCUUGCAGAUCGCUGGCCCAAUGCGCACAUCACCGGCAUGGACUCGUCGCCGGACAUGGUCGACAAGGCGCGCAAGACGCUGCCGCAGCUCGACUUUGAGCUGGGCGAUCUGGCGACGUGGACGCCGCCGUCUGGCAGUCCGGUCGACGUGUACUUCUCCAACGCCGUGUUCCAGUGGAUGCCCUCGGACCAGCGACUCCCCCUGAUCAGCCGUCUGAUCCAGACGCAGGCCUCCGGCGGCGUCUUUGCCUUCCAGGUGCCUGACAACUUCCUCGAGCCUUCGCACGCGAUGAUGCGAGAGACUGCUGCAGACGGCGGGCCCUGGACAGCCGUGCUCAAGGACCGCCAGCCGGCGCUGGCCAAGUUCCAGUCGGCCCAGGACAUCUACAACCACUUGAGCCCGCUGUGCGCGAGCCUCAACAUCUGGCACACCCAUUACUACCACAUCCUGGACAGCCACGAGGCCGUGGUGGAGUGGGUAAAGGGGACGGGCUUGCGGCCGUUCAUCGACCCGCUGUCCGACGAGGACCGCCAGGCAUUCGUGGCCAGCUAUCUAGCGAGGCUGCAGAGCGUGUAUCCGACGUGCGUGGAUGGGAAGGUGAUUUUGAAGUAUCCAAGGCUCCAGAAGACGGCGGAGGUCGCCGAUGCGCAGGACUUGCACGAGAAAAGCCUCCAGGCGCAUUCGGUCGCUGAAGAACCAGAGCGUAAUGGCAGUCAAGAUCCUCAGGAGGAGCAGCAGCAAAAGCAAGACCAGGGCAGAGCGCAUGGGUUUCUGCAGUACAUUCGCACCAGAGACUUUUGGCUGGUCCUGCUUCUAGGCCAGGUCAUCGCCCUCGCUGAUAUCAGCUCGUCCACCUUCUCGAGCCUGCUCUCCUACAAAGGCACCAGCAUCCCCGCCUUCCAGACGCUCUGGAACUACGUCCUGCUGAACAUUGUCUACACGGGCAUCACUAUCUACAAGUACGGCUUCAAGAAGUGGUUCAAAAUGCUAUACACCGACUGCUGGAAGUACUUCAUCUUGUCCUUUCUCGACGUCGAGGGCAACUACUUCAUGGUGCUGGCCUACCGCUACACCUCGCUGCUCAGCGCCGAGCUGUUCAGCUUCUGGACCAUCAUCUGCGUCGUCUUCAUCUCUGCCGUGUUCCUGCGCAGGCGAUACCACAUUACCCAGUAUCUCGGCAUCUUCGUUGCUUGCGGUGGUCUCGGUAUGCUGAUCGCCUCCGAUCAUCUGCGCGGCGCAAACUAUCCGGCUGAGGACCAGCUUAAGGGCGACCUGUUCGCCCUGCUCGCCAGCACCAUCUACGCUUUCAGCAACCUGUUUGAAGAGUUUAUGGUCUCCAAACGCCCCAUGUACGAGGUCAUCGGCCAGAUGGGCUUCUGGGGUAUGCUGAUCAACGGCGUCCAAUGCGCCAUUUUUGACCGCUCGUCCUUCCAUGGCGCCACCUGGGACAGCCAGGUCGGUGGAUAUAUCGCCGGUUAUACCAUUGUCUUGUUCAUCUUCUACACCCUUGCCCCUAUUAUGCUGCGCAUCUCGUCUGCCACUUUCUUCAACAUUUCGCUGCUGACAAUGAACUUUUGGGGCUUAAUCAUCGGUAUCCAGGUGUUCCACUAUACCGUGCAGUUCCUCUACCCGAUAGCCUUUGUGCUCAUCGUCCUCGGUCUGUUUAUCUAUUUCGUCAAGGAGGGCUCCUUGGGCGAGUCGACUAAGCCGUGGCUGGGCAACAACCAGGAACGCGGUAUAGACGGCGUGGGAACUGGCCGGCGAGCCCAGGCAACAGGGCAUGCCAUAGUCUAG